GCGGCCGGUCAUGGAGGAGCGCGUCGCUCUGUGGCCGUUGCGCGGCAAACGCGCCGCCUACUACAGCGCGGCGGGGCCGGGGCCGGGGUCCGAGCGGCCCAGCAGGUACCAUCUGGAUGAUGAAUCUGCAGACUUGGAUGAGAUGCCCUUGAUGAUGUCUGAGGAAGGCUUUGAGAAUGAUGACAAUGACUACCACACACUGUCCCGGGCCAGGACCAGGCACCGGAAAAGAGGUCUGCAGUGGUUGCUGUGUGGAGGCUGGAAGUUCCUCUGUGCCAGUUGCUGUGACUGGCUAGUGAGCCUCUGUCAGCGGAAGGAGCAAUUGAGAGCUCGCACAGUGUGGCUCGGACAUCCCGAGAAAUGUGAUGAGAAGCACCCCAGAAACCUUAUUAAAAACCAGAAAUACAACGUGUUGACCUUCAUACCUGGGGUUUUAUAUGAACAAUUCAAGUUUUUUUUGAAUCUCUAUUUCCUGCUAGUAUCCUGCUCACAGUUUGUCCCAGCGUUGAAAAUAGGCUACCUCUACACCUACUGGGCUCCUCUGGGAUUUGUUUUAGCUGUUACUAUAACAAGGGAAGCCAUAGAUGAAUUCCGGCGUUUUCAGCGUGAUAAAGAGGUGAAUUCACAUCUGUACAGCAAACUCACAGUAAGAGGUAAAGUGCAAGUUCAGAGUUCAGACAUACAAGUUGGAGACCUCAUCAUAGUGGAAAAGAAUCAAAGAAUUCCAUCAGAUAUGGUCUUCCUUCGGACGUCAGAGAAAGCAGGCUCCUGCUUUAUUCGUACAGACCAGCUGGAUGGAGAGACGGACUGGAAGCUGAAGGUGGCUGUAAGCUGCACACAAAGACUGCCAGCACUGGGGGAUCUCUUCUCUAUCAGUGCUUAUGUCUAUGCUCAGAAGCCACAGCUGGAUAUCCAUAAUUUUGAAGGCACAUUCUCCAGGGUAGACACGAACCCGCCCAUCCAUGAGAGCCUAGGUGUGGAGAACACCUUGUGGGCGAGCACCGUGGUGGCCUCAGGUACUGUAAUAGGUGUUGUCAUUUAUACUGGAAAAGAAACUCGAAGUGUCAUGAACACAUCCAAUCCCAAAAACAAGGUGGGCUUGCUGGACCUUGAGCUCAACCAGCUGACCAAAGCACUCUUCCUGGCUCUCGUGGCCCUGUCAUUCGUCAUGGUGGCCCUGCAAGGCUUCGUGGGACCCUGGUACCGCAAUCUGUUCCGCUUCCUCCUGCUCUUCUCCUACAUAAUCCCCAUUAGCUUGCGUGUGAACUUGGACAUGGGCAAAGCUGUCUACGGCUGGAUGAUCAUGAGAGACGAGAACAUCCCCGGAACAGUCGUGCGCACCAGCACCAUCCCUGAAGAGCUGGGCCGCUUGGUCUACCUACUGACCGACAAGACAGGUACCCUCACCCAGAAUGAAAUGGUCUUUAAACGGCUGCAUCUGGGCACUGUGUCAUACGGGCCAGACACCAUGGAUGAGAUCCAGAGCCACGUAGCACACGCGUACUCGCAGGUGCAGCCCCAGACUGCCACGAAUGACACUGACUCCCUGGCCCCCAGACGGGCCCCACCCUCUGCCCCCAAGAUGAGGAAGAGUGUGAGCAGCCGCGUGCACGAGGCGGUCAAGGCCAUCGCGCUGUGUCACAAUGUCACUCCCGUGUACGAGGCUCGGGUCAGGGUGGCUGGGGAGACGGAGAGCCCCGAGGCUGACCAGGACCUGAGCAUUGAGAACUGCAUCUACCAGGCCUCCAGCCCUGAUGAGGUCGCCCUGGUGCAGUGGACACGGAGCGUAGGCCUGACGCUGGUCAGCAGGGACCUGAGCUCCAUGCAGCUGCGGACGCCCAGCGGCCAGGUGCUGACCUUCUGUGUGCUGCAGGUGUUCCCCUUCACAUCUGAGAGCAAGCGGAUGGGCAUCAUCGUCAGGGAUGAGGCCACCGCGGAAAUCACCUUCUAUGUGAAGGGGGCAGAUGUUGUCAUGGCCACCAUCGUGCAGUACAAUGACUGGCUGGAGGAAGAGUGUGGAAACAUGGCGCGGGAAGGUCUCCGCACCCUGGUGGUGGCCCGGCGACCGCUGACAGAGGAGCAGUACCAGGACUUUGAGAGCCGCUACUCCCAGGCCAAGCUCAGCCUCCACGACAGGACCCUGAGGGUAGCGGCCGCGGUGGAGAGUCUGGAGCGGGACAUGGAGCUGCUGUGCCUCACGGGGGUGGAAGACCAGCUGCAGGCAGAUGUGCGGCCCACCCUGGAGAUGCUGCGGAAUGCUGGAAUCAAGAUUUGGAUGCUGACAGGAGACAAACUCGAGACGGCCACCUGCAUCGCCAAAAGCUCACACCUAGUGUCACGGUCACAGGACAUCCACAUCUUCCGGCCAGUCAGCAGCCGAGGAGAGGCCCACCUGGAGCUGAAUGCCUUCCGGCGCAGGCAGGACUGCGCCCUUGUCAUCUCUGGGGAUGCCUUGGAGGUCUGCCUCAAGUACUAUGAACACGAGUUUGUAGAGCUGGCCUGCCAGUGCCCGGCCGUCGUGUGCUGCCGCUGCUCACCCACCCAGAAGGCCCACAUCGCCAAGCUGCUGCAGCAGCACACAGGCAAACGCACGUGCGCCAUUGGUGAUGGUGGCAAUGACGUGAGCAUGAUCCAGACGGCCGACUGCGGCAUCGGCAUCGAGGGCAAGGAGGGCAAGCAGGCAUCGCUGGCGGCCGACUUCUCCAUCACACAGUUCAAGUACAUCGGCCGGCUACUCAUGGUGCACGGACGCAACAGCUACAAGCGCUCGGCGGCACUGGGUCAGUUCGUCAUGCACCGAGGCCUCAUCAUCUCCACCAUGCAGGCCGUGUUUUCUUCCAUCUUCUACUUUGCCUCCAUCCCUCUCUACCAGGGCUUCCUCAUGGUGGGGUACGCCACUAUCUACACCAUGUUCCCCGUCUUCUCUCUGGUCCUGGAUCAGGACGUCAAGCCCGAGGUAGCCAUCCUGUACCCUGAGCUCUACAAGGACCUCACCAAGGGCCGGUCUUUGUCCUUCAAGACCUUCCUCCUGUGGGUUCUGAUCAGCAUCUACCAAGGCAGCGCCCUGCUCCUGGGCGCUCUGCUGCUGUUCGAGUGGGAGUUCGUGCAUGUGGUGGCCAUCUCGUUCACCGCCCUCAUCCUCACCGAGCUGAUCAUGGUGGCACUCACACUGCACACCUGGCACUGGCUCAUGGGCUUGGCCCAGCUCCUCAGCCUGGCCUGCUAUGUGGCCUCCCUCGCCUUCCUCAAUGAGUACUUCGACAUUGCCUUCAUCACCACAGCCACGUUCCUGUGGAAAGUAUCUGCCAUCACCGUGGUCAGCUGCCUCCCGCUCUACAUCCUCAAGCACCUCAAGCGGAAGCUGUCCCCACCCAGCUACUCCAAGCUCUCCACCUAGGCCCAGCCACCCUGGCAUCUUCUGGGGAGCUCUGUGCGCCCAAAGGCCCUGUCAGACUGCACACGUCACUGCAGCCACUUCCUGCGCCUCUCUGCUGUGGCCUAGGUCACUCCUGAGCUGCUUAAAUAAACCAGUAACUGUGCUCCAUCGGGACUGUCCCCACCACACGGAGGUCAAGUCCCAGCACCAA
Molecule: messenger RNA, 3587 nt
Organism: Suncus etruscus (white-toothed pygmy shrew)
Lineage: Eukaryota; Metazoa; Chordata; Mammalia; Eulipotyphla; Soricidae
Gene: ATP9B
Product: ATPase phospholipid transporting 9B (putative)
Exons: 29
Coding region: 11-3397 (1128 amino acids)
Biological process (GO): endocytosis; phospholipid translocation; retrograde vesicle-mediated transport, Golgi to endoplasmic reticulum
Cellular component (GO): trans-Golgi network; endosome; plasma membrane
Molecular function (GO): ATP binding; ATP hydrolysis activity; magnesium ion binding
Source: RefSeq, a predicted model, not a curated record